AUGUCUCCACCGCGAAAACGCCGCCGGCCACCCAAGUCAUGUGAUCCGUGUCGUCGUCGCAAAGUCCGUUGUGACCGGGAAUUCCCUUGUGGCCCAUUUGCUGCUAGUAGCCCGUCUGGUGGUGGAUUCUCCCAGUUCACGGCUCCUUCCGUGCUGGAGGGACAAACGCCUCCUUCCCAAGCCGUUGACCCGCAGACACAGAGCCAUCCACCUGCAUCCACGUCGCAAUCGCAGCUUCAGGACCAAGAUAAAGAUCAGAACAAGAUCAUCCAGGAUCUACAACGCCGUCUUCGGCGUUUGGAAGAACAGCUUCCCGGCCCUCCGCCCUCUCAAACCACGACCGAUCCUAAUCCCACCGUCUCUCAGACUCAGGCUCUGCGACACCUUCAAGACCGGGUCCUCAGGGCUGAAGAACAGCUGUCUGAUGCAGCUCGUCCUAGUCUUUUGGUCAAUGGAUGGGCCAUUCCGGCCACCCCGCCUCGUCUUCGUGUAGCCCCCGACAAGACGAAGCUGUUUGGCCCCAGUCACUGGCUGCAUACCGCCGAGAAGUUUCAAGUCCUUGGCAAAUUCGAUGCCAAAGAAGUAGAACCCUCGCUGCGGGAUGUAGAUGCUAGAUCGGAGUUCGCCAGCAUCUUCAAGGACUGUCGGCAUCUCCGACAGGCCAUGAAGGCCCAAGAGUCGGUUCGACUCAACCAUCCGGUUCCAGACUUGCUGAGCACGCUCCCGACCCAAGCAGUGUGCGAUGUUCUGGUCGAUGCUUAUCUCCGCACCUUCGAGCUCAUUUACCGGGUUAUUCAUAUCCCAUCCUUCUGGGAAGAGUAUCGUCAGUUGUGGGCCCAGCCGCAGUCGACUUCGACCCAUUUCCUGAUGAAGCUGGUCUUGAUCCUCGCCCUGGGUACCACAUUCCACUCAGAUUCAGAUCAAAGCAAUAGAGUGCAUCUCCGCCGUCUCGCACAUACAUGGAUCUAUGCCGCACAAUGGUGGCUAGUCGGACCAUCGGAAAAGUCUACCAUCAAUCUGGAUGGUCUGCAAGUCGGCUGUCUCUUAUUGCUGGCCCGCCAGACGAACAACCUUCCAGGCACGAGCUGGGUCUCCGCGGGGUCCGUGCUGCGUAUGGCCAUGGCGAUGGGACUGCAUCGCACUCCCGGCCUCUUUCCCGCGCUGUCCGUGUACCAGUCCGAAAUGCGAUGCCGACUCUGGGCAACGGUCCUGGAACUGACGUUACUGUCGUCGCUGGAUGCCGCCAUGCCCUUACCGUUCUCACCACAGGACAUUGACUGCACGGCGCCGUCGAAUCUAGACGACGAGCAGUUCAACCCAGAGACUGAGACACUUCCCACCCCACAGUCGAAUCAGUAUCUUACCGACUCGUCCAUUCAGGUUCUGCUGCUCAAGUCUCUUCCCAUGCGAGUGGAAGCGGUUCAGCUUGUGAACAACCAGCACCGGCAGGAACUCUCAUACGAAACCGCAUUGAGACUGGGAAAUGAAUUGCGCUCGGCGUGCCACGAUAUUGCCGCCUUGUUCCACCCCAGUCAGAAUCAGUCGAGGCAUGCGGACCGCACCCCGGGCAUGACCAAAUUUCAUCUUCGGUUUCUCGACACGUACCUACGUCGAUAUAUCUUGUUCCUGCAUCGCCCAUUCAUGAUCCAGGCCCGUGAAGAUCCACGAUUCUACCUGUCCCGGAAGGUGUGUCUGGAGUCCUGCAUCGUGGUUGCAUCGUAUGCCGAUGAUCUCAAUCUACCGUCAGACACAUUGGAUGACCUCUCUCAUCUGACCAUUGUAGGUAGAGGCUCCUUUAAAGGAGCCUUAAGUUUCGAUGUGAUUACCUCCCUGGGGCUGGAAAUUGACACCCAACUCGAGGAGGAGGCUUCUACGCGGUCGUUGGGAUCUUCGCCCCCAUUUGUCACCGAUUACCUGGAUGAAAUGGCCAAGGACCACCGAGCACCCUUGAUCCGGAGCCUAGAACACAUCCAGGAGCAGCUGUUGCAGAUUAUCGCUCUCGGAAAUCCGAGUCUGAAGCGAUACAACUUCCUGUCCGCCAUUUUGAGCCAGAUCCGUGCAAUGGAGUCGGGCCAACCGAUCCAACCCGCCAUUUACGAGAGCGUCAAAGAAAGCCUAAAGAAAUGCUAUCUCUUGCUGCAAGCCUCCCACGCAGCCAGUUCGCCGCAGGAAUCGGUUGAGUCGCUGACUAUGGGGACAGAGAGUUCUCUAGGUUUUGAUGUGGAUGCUUUAGACCCUGCCUUGGGACUGGAAAUUCCCAGCUUAUUGUUCUUCCCGGACAUGAUGGAUAUGUCGAGCAUCGAGUGGUAA
Molecule: messenger RNA, 2310 nt
Organism: Penicillium expansum
Lineage: Eukaryota; Fungi; Ascomycota; Eurotiomycetes; Eurotiales; Aspergillaceae
Exons: 4
Coding region: 1-2310 (769 amino acids)
Biological process (GO): regulation of transcription by RNA polymerase II; DNA-templated transcription
Cellular component (GO): nucleus
Molecular function (GO): zinc ion binding; RNA polymerase II cis-regulatory region sequence-specific DNA binding; DNA-binding transcription activator activity, RNA polymerase II-specific
Source: RefSeq, a predicted model, not a curated record